This is a messenger RNA of Knipowitschia caucasica, 357 nucleotides long. Lineage: Eukaryota; Metazoa; Chordata; Actinopteri; Gobiiformes; Gobiidae. The record is from the annotation of a GenBank genome assembly.
AUGUGCCAGCCCGUGCCAGCCGACCUGCCCCUUCCCAGAGCAGAAGCAGAUCUGUGCCCACCGUUUGUGUGGGAGACCUGUGUGUGCGAUAAGGGCUAUGUCCUGAGCGCCGGCGUGUGCGUCCCAAAAGCAAACUGCGGCGGCUCCUAUCAGGGCGCUACUACAAACCAAGUCAACGCUAUCUGGGAAGGCCCGGCUGUGGGCGCCUCUGUGAGUGUGACACGGACUCGGGGAUGGUGGUCUGCAAUGAGGCUUCAUGCGCGGACAAUGAGGAGUGCUCUGUGGUGGAUGGGAUCCGUGCUUGUCGGCCCACAAGCUUUGCCACAUGUACAGCCGAGGGAGACCCUCACUACAUGA